UGCUAGGUGGUGGGAUGAGGGGAUGGAGAGACGGAGGGAUAGAGAGAGAAAGGGAGAGGGGCUUCGCUGGCUUGAGGAGGACAGGCAGGCAGAGACGAGGACAUACGCACGCAUGCUGCUUGGAUGUUUACCUAGGGUCUGAGUCAGGCACGUGCCGCUCCGCUCUCUUUCCGAUCUUCCAGGAUGAAGAAGUGGACGAAGGAAUACGGACAUGGUGCUUGCUUAUGACUGGCACAAUUUGCCAACAAGCUCCAGAGAGUCUUAUGGGACUUGUGGGGACUUGUGGGACUUGUGGGACUUGUGGGACUUGCUUGUUAAUGCAUCAGAAGGGGGGGCCUGAUUUCGGAAUGUGAAAUGCCGCUCUGACGCUCUUGUCAGCAGCACUUAUGGCGGCAGAGACCGGGCUUGGGUAUGCUUCUUUGCGCUAAGGAGGCAUCGGCGGCAGGUCUCUGAUUUCUCAGGGGAGAGGGAAGGAUAAGGAGGCCUCGGCGGCUGGUGUGUGAGAAAGAUAGGUAAGUAGCAUGGCAGAGACUGUGCUUCUGAGGCAGGCUUUCUGCACACCAUGCGCUCGGCAAUCGAGAGGGACAAUGACAUCAAAUCUGUGCUCAAGUCGCCAGAUAGCAUGGACCUACAGGAUUGCCGCACCGCGAUUGGGAGAUGGCUGUAGCUCCUCCGCCCGUAGAAGGGGUCAUACUGCAGUAAAAGAAGCCGGGAUCGUUUGUCUUCACGAUUGCAAGUAUGACUGCGGUGCCCACGAAUCUCUGGAGGAUAAAGAUGGGGGUAGGAAGUUGGGAGGAGCCUUCAUCUGCAUAUUGCAGUCACAUGGAUGGAGGAGAAGAGGAAGACGUCACCAGUCUGUGUGCAGAGCAAUGGGUGAAGGUGGUAGAGCGGACACGAAGAGGGGAAUUGCAGAGCAAUACGUCGUGGAGCAACAGUCUGCAGCGGAGGAAAGCCACGGGAGAGGUGAAAGAGGGGAGAAACCUGAUGAGAAGAAUGUUCGAUGGCAGCGCGGCUCAUUCUCAGAAGAUCCACCGGAGAUGCAGGCAUCCGACGAUCAAGCUGCAAAGGAUUUUGCUGCUCGAGGUCUAGCUAGCAUGGAUGAGGCUUUGCAAGCGGUUGCGUCAUUGGACAGCAGGCCUGAUGGUGUAGAUCCGGAAUUGCAGGGAAAAGAUGACGGUUCCAACCUUACAAGUGGGGAUGCUGAUGCCAGGUCAGGAGAUGGGUUAGCGCUGAGCUGGAUGCUUUUUGCAGUCCUGCUUUUCACUGUCCUGUUGGCGGAUUGGCAUGUAUGGUCGCUUAUUCAACGGCCGCACGCACUUUUGUUCCUGACAACACCCUUCCUUCUUUCCGUUAUGGCGACAGCGAUCCUGGGUGCCUUCAGUGUGCCGCUCUUGACUCAGCUCGAGGCAAGGCAGAUUAUCCGUGAGGAGGGACCGAAAGGACACUAUGUCAAAUCCGGGACGCCAACAAUGGGUGGGCUAUUUCUCGUUCCAGUUGGGGUUGGCAUUGCCCGUUUGAGCACCCAUUUUACGACCCCUGAAGUGAAUGCAGUCUGUCUCACCACCUUGGGUUUCGCGAUGGUGGGAUUACUCGAUGAUUGCCUGAUCCUCGUCCGCAAAAGCAACAAAGGCCUUCCUGGGCACAUCAAGCUCUUGCUGCAGGUUCUAUUAGGUGUUGUUUUCAUGGUAUGGAGGGUCGAUGCUCGACUACAGACACCGUAUCUUGCGAAGAUGACCGUGCAGCUUCCGUGGGGCUUGUAUGAUAUCCAUCAGUGGUACUACCCGUUGGCAGUGUUCUGCUUCGCAGCGAUGAGUAACGGGGUCAAUCUUACAGACGGCCUGGAUGGCCUGGCGGCUGGGACAACAGCGGCUGCAUUUGUUGGCAUGGCCAUCGCCUGCCUCCCUGUUUAUCCAGCACUUGGAGUGUUUGGCGUGGCAAUGGCUGGUGCUUGCGUUGGGUUUCUGGCACAUAACCAUCACAAGGCCAGGGUUUUCAUGGGCGAUACGGGGUCGCUGGCACUUGGAGGGGCGUUGGCAGCCAUGGCAGGAUGCACGGGCCAGUUCUAUCCACUGUUUAUCUGCUCAGGAGUCUUCUUUAUCGAGUCAGUCUCAGUUGUGGUGCAGGUGUUGUAUUUCAAGACGACAAAGAAGCUAUUUGGCGAGGGGCGGCGACUGCUGCGUAUGGCUCCCUUCCAUCACCAUUUAGAACUUUCAGGAUUAUCGGAGAUCCAGGUCGUACGUUGGGCCUAUCUGGCAGGAAUAGCGUUUGCUAUAUUGGGUGCAUGGGCCGGCAUCGCGUCUGCGUAAGAGUUGCAGAUCAGAUGCUGCAUAGCAUUGCAGAUAACAUCCACAUAGCAUUGCAGAUAGCAUCCGCAUAGCAUUGCAGAUAGCAUCUGCAUAGCAUUGCAGAUGCUAUCUUCAUAGUGUUGCAGAUAGCAUCCACAUAGCUUUGCAGAUAGCAUCUGCAUAGCGUUACAUAUAGCUAGCAUCUGCAUAGCAUGGAAGAUGCUAUCUGCAUAGUGUUGCAGAUAGCAUCUACAUACCAUUGCAGAUAACAUCUGCAUAGCAUUGUUGAUAGCAUCUGCAUAGUGUUGCAGAUAGCAUCUGCAACCUACUGUUGUGUUAACUUUCUGUAACCCUCUGCAUUCCACCCAGUAGCAUCCUUUUUUUUUUUUUUUUUUAAGAAAUCCUAUUUUAAGAAAUCCUUUUUUUAAGGAAUAGAGGUGUAAAACACUGU
Chara braunii is the source of this 2736-nucleotide messenger RNA. NCBI's taxonomy places the organism in Eukaryota, Viridiplantae, Streptophyta, Charophyceae, Charales, Characeae. The record is from the annotation of a GenBank genome assembly.